Messenger RNA from Alnus glutinosa, 690 nucleotides. RefSeq names its product glutaredoxin-C4. Bases 122 to 526 code for a protein of 134 amino acids. The transcript is spliced from 4 exons. Gene Ontology annotation, molecular function: glutathione disulfide oxidoreductase activity. Gene Ontology annotation, cellular component: cytoplasm. Gene Ontology annotation, biological process: cellular response to oxidative stress. NCBI's taxonomy places the organism in Eukaryota, Viridiplantae, Streptophyta, Magnoliopsida, Fagales, Betulaceae. The record is from RefSeq and is a predicted model, not a curated record.
AUUGCGUACAUUUCUUCUCCAAGUGUUUGUCUGUCCGUCCGUCCGUCGCACACACAUUCACACUCACGCACACAGAGGAGAGAGGGAGAGAGAGAGAGAGGAAGAGAGAGAGAGUGCUACCAUGGCGGCGAGAACGAUAAUGGUAUCAGUGUUAGUAAUAACAAUAGCUGCAUCCCUCUCUUGGGUAUCAUUGUCGACGCCUGAGGCUGCUUCUGCCUUUGUCAAGAAGACCAUCUCUUCCCACAAGAUCGUCAUCUUUUCCAAAUCCUAUUGCCCUUACUGUAGAAGGGCCAAAAAUGUUUUCAAAGAGUUAAACCAAGUACCACAUGUUGUGGAGCUCGAUCAGAGAGAUGAUGGCUCAAACAUUCAGGAUGCCUUAAGUGUUAUUGUUGGGAGGCGCACUGUACCACAGGUGUUCAUAAAUGAAAAGCACAUUGGAGGUUCAGAUGAUACUGUUGAAGCAUAUGAAAGUGGAGAGUUGGCUAAACUUCUUGGCAUUGCCGUGGAGGAUGAUGAUGAUCUCUGAACGAAAGCACUGAUAAUGAGAGACAGACAAUUUAUUGCAGAGUAAAUUCAAAUGUUGCGCUUCUAUUAUAUCUAUUUACAUGACGGGUACAGUAAUGACUUUAACGGAUGACUUGUAGUAGCUUUUGUUCAUCAUAUGUUAGUAAUUAAAGCUGGAUUGCUUUA